AUGGCUGGCGAACCUGGGAACGACAUUGCCUUGCGAUUCUGGUCAUGGCAGCGCGAUGGAGGAGACCCUGCUCAGCGCUACCUGUGGGACUUCUGGAGAUUUUCUGGCAUCUUGGAUGGCGACGACGAGUCGAAGGAUUUGGCCCCAGAUACAGACAUGAUUCUGUUCCGAUUGAUGGAAUCCGUCGAGGCUGCCCAUCAGGCUUUCAGUAUCCCAUGCCCCAAAAACUUGCCUUUCUACCACGGGCUCGUGUAUCCGCUGAUGACUAUCAGUCUUGAAGUUUCCCACCUCAAGGGGGGUCCCGAGUGGAAACAAACUCUGGUUGAAGUGCGCUCCCGCAUCGAGGAGAUUAGUCCAUUCAGACUUGCGAGAAUGACCUUUAAGCUGCUGGAUGAUGCUUGGCUGGAAGAGUCUUCUGAUUUUGAUAUUGAGGGUGCGGCCCGUCGGAUGGGUGUCUAG
Fusarium keratoplasticum is the source of this 459-nucleotide messenger RNA. RefSeq lists its product as uncharacterized. Lineage: Eukaryota; Fungi; Ascomycota; Sordariomycetes; Hypocreales; Nectriaceae. The coding region runs from base 1 to 459 and encodes 152 amino acids. The transcript is spliced from 2 exons. The record is from RefSeq and is a predicted model, not a curated record.